Molecule: messenger RNA, 1667 nt
Organism: Ipomoea triloba (trilobed morning glory)
Lineage: Eukaryota; Viridiplantae; Streptophyta; Magnoliopsida; Solanales; Convolvulaceae
Product: UDP-N-acetylmuramoylalanine--D-glutamate ligase-like
Exons: 13
Coding region: 9-1499 (496 amino acids)
Biological process (GO): regulation of cell shape; cell division; biosynthetic process
Cellular component (GO): cytoplasm
Molecular function (GO): UDP-N-acetylmuramoylalanine-D-glutamate ligase activity; ATP binding
Source: RefSeq, a predicted model, not a curated record
AGCCGGAAAUGAUGAAGCUUCAAUCUUUCAGAUUCAAAGGCACUGCUAUUUCAUGCCCAAAGAUUCAAUCUUGCCAUCGCCAACAAGAUCUCAGAGGUCAAACCGUCGCUAUUAUAGGGCUUGGAAAAUCUGGAAUAGCGGCAACAAGGCUAGCUCUCGCAAGGGGGGCUUCUGUUGUGGCCAUUGAUCAAAAUCAGAAUGUGGGUUCACUACUUGAGCAAAAUGUUGCCUUUGGGAAAGAUAGUGUGAGGACAAUUCUUGGUGAUUUUGACGGCGAGCUGCUUAGAGAUGCAGAUAUUGUAGUCGUUUCCCCCGGGGUUCCAUUGCAAAAUUAUGGCCUCGCCUCGCUGUUAGCUUCGGGGAAGUGUGUGAUGUCUGAGUUGGAUUUUGCUGCACAAGCUCUUCCAACAUGCACUGAGAUCAUAGCAGUUACAGGAACUAAUGGAAAAUCUACGGUUACCACAUUUGCUGGGCAGAUGCUCAACCAUUUGGGCAUCCCGACAUUUGUUGGGGGCAACCUAGGAGUCCCGCUUUCAGAUGCUGCUUUUGAGUGCUUAACUCUUUCUCCUCAACGUCCAUUCCAGGUGGCAGUUGUGGAGGUGAGUAGCUAUCAGUUAGAAGUCCCGAACAGUUACUUUUGCCCAACGGUUGCUGUGGUCGUAAAUCUAUCUCCUGACCAUCUCGAGAGGCACAAAACAAUGAAGAACUAUGCAAUGACCAAGUGCCGUGUUUUUUCACACAUGAAAGGGAACAAGAUUGGCAUUCUUCCACCUGGAAAUCAAUAUCUGUUAGAAGCAUUAAGGGCUCAUAUGCAUGACUUUAAUCCUGCUUGGAUUGGCACUUGCCCUGGUGUCAAAGUAAGCAUGGAGGCAAAGGUUGCCAAGUUAAAGGUUCCAGCGAUAGGAUGUGAUUCAGAGCUGGAUUUGAGUGCCCUAAAGGCAAUCGGGAUGCACAACUACAUCAAUGCUGCAGUUGCUGCACUAUCGGUUACUGGAUUGGAUAUUGGCAUCAACGCGACAUCCAUAGAUUCAACUAUUAGUAAACUACGGGCUCCAUGUCACCGAAUGCAAGUUGUUCGUAUUGAUAACAAUGGCGUAACCUGGAUUGAUGAUAGCAAGGCAACGAAUGUUGAAGCUACGUAUUCUGGGCUCAUGGGUGUCAAACAGAAGGCGGUUCUUCUCCUUGGUGGCGUUGCAAAGGACACGAAAAUGCAAGGUUUGGAUGGCUUCGAGCAUCUGGUGGAGCCUCUGAAGCGCCAUAGAGGCGUAAUCACUUUUGGAUCUUCUGGGAUGAUGAUUCAGAAGACACUCUAUGUUAAUGGUGUAACCAUUCCUUGUUUAAACACUAAGCAUCUCAAGGAUGCAGUGUGCCUGGCAAAGAAAAUUGCACAACAAGGUGAUGCCAUUGUACUGAGUCCAGGUUGUGCUAGCUUUGAUGAGUUUAGAAAUUUUGAGCACAGAGGGGAGACCUUUCAAGAACUGGCUUUCUCAUUGCAGUGAUUUUCUUAUGGGAUUUGCAUAUAUAAAAUCUUGUAUUGCCACUAAUCUAAUGUCUUUUUGUAGUAUCAAGUGGUUUCAAUUUGAGAACAUAUCAUGAUUCUCCAGUGUAAAAAUUGUUUGUUACUAUAAUAUUCAUUGGUUUUAAAUACAAAUUUUUUUUGUUGUUUA